AUGAGUAAAAAUUUAGAAUAAAAUAAAAAUUUAGAGACUUUAGUUAGAAACAAAAGAUUAGAACAUGCAGAAGUCACUGCCUUAUUUAUGGAGAUUUCUUCAGAAUAUUCAUACACUAUGAAUAGUAUCAUAUUUGAAAAAUACUUAAAUGAGCAAAAUUAGGAUCUUGUUCCUCACUAAUUAGUUCUUCCUCCAAAAGAAGAAGAAUUGUUGAGUUAAGUUCCAGAAAAAGGGAUGUUAUUACUAGAAAAGGAUAAAGGAGCAAAGGAAAUUGUAUUAUAUUCACCAUAUGAGAUUUAUGAAAGUGAAGCUCGUGAUUUUACUGAAAUUUUCAAGGAAUUUUGUUUAUCUUCGUUUUUAAUUACUCCUGAAGCUAUAUCUGCUUUAUAAUAGAUUCGUACUGAAUGCAAUAAAAUUUUGGAUUAUGAGUUUUUCAAGCUUUUGCGUCCUUAAUAACCUCAAAGAUUAGAUGAAUUUAAAUCUGAUCAAGAAACUGAAAUCGAUAAAAUAGUUAAUAGACUAAGAUUAGAUUGGGUACCUAAUGUUGAAAAAAUUAUUUUUAAUGAAUUUUCUGAAUCUGAUAAAGGAUGGUUAAAUCUCAAAGAGACUAACAAGGUUGCCUAUGAGAGUGGAAAAUUGAAAAAAUUCUUUAAUUUAGUUAUUAUAACUAUGCAAGAUAGUUUAUUGACUCUUUGCUAAAAAAGCUUCAAAAACUUUUAGGCCUAUCUUUCACAAUAUGUCCCAGAAAAAGUUACUAUAUUAAAACCAAACCACGUGAUUAAUGAGUAUAAAAAUAAUGUAAUUGUUGAUUCUAAAAAUCCAGAUACUUAAAUUUCUAUUAAUGCUGUAAAACCUCUAUUUACUAUUGAAUUAAUGAAAAACAAUGAAGAUUAAGAGUUCUUCUAUUCAACUUAACCUAAGUAUUUCUUAUCUACAAUCUAAAUGUUAUUUGAUAAGCUAGUAGAUGAAUUAUAAAAAAUACCCUCAGUUGAGCGUUCUCUUAUGCAAGAUUUGUUUAGAAAGAUGUCAUAGUUGAAAGAAAUUUUUAUAAAAAGUCCUAAAAGAUAAAUAAAUGAAGGAGAAGUUUUCAUUUCUAAGGAAGACCAACAAUUUGAUGAAAAUAAAUGGGUAAAUGAGUUAUUUGCUUUGAUGACAUAAGAAUUAGAACAAUCAAUACAACCUCUUGACGAAUAUUUAAAAUAAUAUGAUCCUUAUAAAUCUCUACUCAAAUUAAAUCCUGAAGAAUAUUGCAAAGGAUUUGAUGAUAAAGAAAAUCCUAAAGACAUAAGUGUUAUUACAACAGAAAUAGAAAAUAUUGCUAAGAAAGAAAAGGCUCUAGUUGCUAUUAUGCCUGAAAUCAUACAAGUUUCAAGCUUUGAAAUUAAUUGUAAAGACACAACUCAGUAUUUAUAAAACAAGUAUGCUCAAACAUAAAAGCUGCUUAUUGAGUUAAUUGCCAAUAGAGGAAAGACUAUGACUUAAGAUUUAUUCAAAGAAAUUGGAGGAAUUAAAUAGAAAUUAACCAAACCACCAGAGAAUAUUGAAGAAUUAACAAGCAUAACAGAUAAGAUGGCAAUUAUCCCUUCUGAGUUAGAAAAAAUGAAAAAAGAUAUUGAGAAAUCUAUGGAAAUAUAUUAAAUUAUGGAAAAUUACAAUUUCAAAUUUACUGAAGAUGAACUAAAAAAAAAAUGGUAAGUGUUCGGAGGUCCUAAAGAAAUUAUUAAAACAAUUGAAGACCAAAAAGCAAUUCUUGAAAAGGAAAAGCAUAGAUUUAAAGAUAGAAUGGAACACGAAUAAGAAAACUUCAAGACUGAUAUUGAAGAAGCUGAAAGAAUCAUAUAAAAUUUCCACACAUAUACAAAUAUCAAAGAUCAUGGAACUGUAAGUGGAGUCUGCCGUGAUUUGGCACAAAAGCUAAAAGAAUUUACAGAUAAAGCCAAGAAGUUUAACAAUUAAGAACAACUCUUCGAAAAAGAACUUACUGAUUACUCUAAAAUUACUUAAAUUAAAAAAGAUUUUGAUCCUUAUUUCAAUCUUUGGACAACAUCUAAUCAAUGGUUCAAAAAUAUUGAAGUUUGGAGAAAUGGUCCUUGGAAUGAACUUAAUGCUAUUGAGUGCGAAAAGUUCGUUGAUAAUGCCUUUAAAACUUACAAUUAAGUUAUUAAAUUUUUCAAAGAUAAGGAUAUUUAGGGUGUUCUAAAGAUAGCCUAAGCAGUUAAAAGUUAAGUAGAUGCUUUUAGACCCUAAGUUCCUUUAAUGGUUGCUUUACGUAAAAAUGGUAUGAAAGAAAGACAUUGGAAAUAAGUUUCUGAUAAAGUUGGAUUCAAAGUAGAGCCUACAGAAGAUUUUACUUUCACUAAACUAAUUGACAUGGGUCUUCUCACUCAUCUUCAAUUCUGUGAAGAAGUAGGUGAAAGAGCUUCAAAGGAAUUCUCUAUAGAAACUAGCUUAAAGGAAAUGAAAGCAAAGUGGGAAGAAAUUAAAUUUGACCUUAAACCUUGGAAAGCUUCAUUUAUUAUUAGAGGAUAUGAUGAAAUUAAUACUGUUCUUGAUGAGCAUAUUGUUAAUACUCAAAGUAUGUAAUUCUCUCCGUUUAAAAAGCCAUUUGAAGAAGAAUUGAUUGAAUGGAAUGACUCGCUUAAAUUGAUGAGUUUAAUUUUAGAAGAAUGGGCUAAAUAUCAAAUGAAUUGGAUGUAUCUACAACCUAUUUUUGACUCUCCAGAUAUUGCAAAGUAAUUGCCAGGUGAAACUAAAAAGUUCAAAACUGUAGAUUAAAAUUGGAAGCACACAAUGAAUUAUGCCAAGCAAACUUAAUCGGUUUUCAAAGUUUGCUAAAUGGAAGGAUUGCUUGAAAAAUUGUAAGAUGGUAACAAAAAUCUUGAUAUGAUUCAAAAAGAGCUUAAUAACUAUUUAGAAAGAAAAAGAGAAAGAUUUGCUCGUUUCUAUUUCCUUUCUAAUGAUGAACUUCUUGAAAUUCUUUCUCAAACAAAAGAACCAACAGCAGUCCAACCCCAUUUAAGAAAAGUCUUUGAAAACAUAGCUGAAUUAGAAUUUGAUGACACAAAAAAAAUGCAUGCUAUGUUCUCUGCAGAAAAAGAAAAAGUUCCUUUUGUUAAAUACAUUGACCCAAUAAAUAAGAAUGUUGAGGACUGGAUGAAUGAAGUAGAAGAAAUGAUGAAAGAAUCAGUAAAGUCUUGUCUUCUUAAAUCAGUUAAAGAUUACCACACUAAGUCAAGAGAUUAGUGGGUACUUAAUCACCCUGGUUAAUGUAUCUUAAAUGGUAGUUAGAUAGUAUGGACAUAAGAGGUAGAAGAAGCAAUUAAAGCUAAUUAGAUAACACAAUUUUGGGAGAAGUCUUAGGAAUAACUUAUUUGCUUAGUAGACUUAGUUAGACAAAAAUUAACAAAGUAACAAAAAGUUACUAUCAAUGCUUUAAUCGUGCUUGAUGUGCAUGCUAAAGAUGUUGUUAAAAAUCUUGAAGAAAAUAAAGUCACAGAAAUUGGUGCCUUUGAAUGGAUUUCAUAAUUAAGAUACUAUUGGGAAAACAAUGACUGUCGUGUAAAAUGUGUGUAAACUAAUUUCCCCUACGGAUAUGAAUAUUUAGGAAAUACCCUCAGAUUAGUUAUUACUCCUUUGACUGAUAAGUGUUAUAUGACACUUAUGGGUGCACUUAAGCUUAAUCUAGGAGGUGCUCCAGCAGGUCCAGCAGGAACAGGAAAAACUGAAUCAGUUAAAGAUUUAGCUAAAGGAUUAGCUAAGUAGUGUGUUGUCUUUAACUGUUCAGAUAGUAUGGACUAUAUUAUGGUCGGAAAAUUCUUUAAGGGUUUAGCUAGUGCUGGUGCAUGGUGUUGCUUUGAUGAGUUCAAUAGAAUUAAUAUUGAAGUUCUUUCAGUUAUAGCUCAAUAAUUAUUAAUUUUAUUUGGUGAAAAAGCUAAAGGAAGUGAGUUUGUAGAAAAUUUUGAAGGUAGUGACAUUAAGCUUAAGCCAACUUUCUGCGUUUUUAUUACAAUGAAUCCUGGUUAUGCUGGUCGUACAGAAUUACCUGAUAAUUUAAAGGCACUUUUUAGAUCAGUAGCGAUGAUGGUACCUGAUUAUGCUUUGAUUGGUGAAAUUAUGCUUUAUAGCUUUGGUUUUAAACUUGGUAGAGAUUUGGCUAAAAAAAUGGUUGUUACAUUUAAGCUUUCUUCUGAGUAGCUUUCUUCUCAAGAUCAUUAUGAUUAUGGUAUGAGAGCAGUUAGAAGUGUUAUCAAUGCUGCUGGUUUAUUAAAAGCUGCAGAUCCUGAUAUGGAUGAAAAUUAGCUUUUACUUAGAGCCUUGAGAGAUGUUAAUGUUCCUAAAUUUUUGAAGGAUGAUCUUCCCCUUUUCGAAAAUAUUAUUUAGGAUUUAUUCCCUGGUGUAGAGAGACCAAAGAUUGACUAUGGAGAGCUUCUUAACUCUAUCACUUAAACUACCAUUGAAUCAAAUUUAUAACCACAAGAAAGCUUUAACUUAAAAGUACUUUAACUUUAUGAUACUAUUUAAGUUAGACACGGACUUAUGCUUGUAGGUCCUACAGGAGGUGGUAAGAGUUCUAAUAUGAAAAUAUUAUCCAAAGCUCUUACUAAACUAGAGAACAAUGGCUUCUAUAAAGUCCAUGUUCAUAAUAUGAAUCCUAAAAGUAUUACUAUGGGUUAAUUAUACGGAUAAUUCAAUGAACAAACAAGAGAAUGGAAUGAUGGUAUCUUGGCAUACACUGUUAGAGAAGCUUGUAGAGAUCAGUCUUCUGAAAGACACUGGAUUGUUUUUGAUGGGCCUGUUGAUGCUAUCUGGAUAGAAAAUAUGAACACAGUUCUUGAUGACAAUAAAAAACUUUGUCUUAAUAGUGGUAUGAUUCUCACAUUAACACCUUAUAUGACUAUGAUGUUUGAAGUCGAAGAUUUACUUGUUGCUUCUCCUGCUACUGUUUCUAGAUGCGGUAUGGUUUAUAUGGAACCUAUUUCAUUAGGUUUGAAACCUCUCUUUUAGAGUUGGAUUAAUACACUCCCUGAAAAAUGUGAUAGACCCACAAUAAAGAAAACUUUAGAAGAAUUCUUUGACAGAUAUGUAGAGAAAUCAAUUGAAUUUUUAAGGUAAAAUUGCAAGGAAAUUGUUAGCACUGUGGAUAAUAACCUCACUCAAAGCUUAUUUAGAGUGAUGAAUUGCUAUUUCGCAAAUUACAAAGAAACUGAAAUAAAAAAAGUAUAACCUGAAGAUGUAGAUAAUUUCGAAUUAGUGCUAGAAAGCUAUUUAAUCUUCAGUUUAGUUUGGAGUAUAUGCUGUACUGUUGAUUAUGAGGGAAGAGAAAAAUUCAGUUAGUUCAUUAGAUAGUUAAUGAUCAUAAAUAAAUCUAAAAUAUAAUUCCCUUAUUAAGGUAUGGUUUACGACUACUAAUUUAAUGAAAACACAAAGGAAUUCUAGUCAUGGAGUGAAAAUUACAAGAAUUUCGAAAUUGAAAAAUUAGUUUACAAUGAAAUUAUGAUUCCAACAAAUGAUUCCACAAGAAAUAUUUACAUGAUGAAGUUGCUUCUUACAAAUAAUUAUCAUGUUUGUUUCCCAGGUCCUACUGGUACAGGUAAAUCACUUAAUGCUUACUCUCUGCUUAGUAAUGGAUUAAGUGAUUCAUAUUAAUAUAUUGCUUUGACAUUUAGUGCUUAAACAUCUGCAAAUCAAACAUAAGAUACAAUUGAUACCAAAUUAGAUAGAAGAAGAAAAGGUAUUUAUGGUCCUCCUAUUGGUAAAAAAUGCAUUAUUUUUGUUGAUGAUCUUAACAUGCCUAAGAAAGAAGAAUAUGGUGCCUAACCCCCUAUUGAACUUAUCCGUCAAUAUUUUGAUCAUGGUGGUUGGUAUAAUAGAAAAGAUCUUUAGUUUAUGCGUCUUGAUGACUUGAUCAUUUUAAGUGCUAUGGGUCCUCCUGGUGGUGGUAGAUCAAAUAUUACCAAUAGAUGCCUAAGACAUUUUAAUGUUAUAAGUUAUACUGAUUUAGAUGAAGAAACAAUCAAGACUAUUUUCUUAACUUUAAUUAAUGCCUUUUUGAAUAAAUUCAAUGAUAAUAUAAGAGGAAUGAUCCCAGAACUUGUAAAUACAGUUCUAGUUGUUUAUUAUAGAGUUAGAAACGAGCUUCUUCCCACUCCUAGAAAAUCUCACUAUACAUUUAACUUAAGAGAUAUCAGUAAAGUUUUCUAAGGUAUUUGCGCUGCUAGCAAUAAGCACUGUGUCGAGCCUUCUGAUAUGGCCAAAUUGUGGUAUCAUGAAAAUAUGCGUAUCUUCCAUGAUAGACUUAUUGAUGACGAAGAUAGAGAUUAUUUGAAAGAUAUGCUUGUUUCCCAAUUUGAGAAGUUUAAUCUAACUAAAGAAGAAGUUCUUUCUAUGGAUAGGAUUAUUUUUGGUGAUUUCUGGUUUGGCAGAGAAACUGAAAGCAGACCUUAUAUUUAAAUACCAAACUUAAAGUAAUUAAUGACUAAAAUGGAAGAAUUUUAAGAAGAGUAUAAUUAAGACCCAGACUUUACAAAGAAAGGCAAAGCUAUGAUGAAACUUGUACUCUUCUUAGAUGCAUGUGAGCAUAUUAGUAGAAUAACAAGAGUUCUUAGAUAGCCUAAAGGUAAUGCGCUUCUACUUGGUGUUGGUGGUUCUGGAAGAUAAAGCUUGAGUAAAAUGGCUACUUUUAUUGCAGGUUACCGCUUACAAUAGAUAGAAGUUAUAAAAAAUUAUAAUAUGCGUUCUUGGAGAGAAGAUAUUAAGAAAAUUUUAAUGAUGGCUGGUAUCGAUGAUGAUCCAGUAGUUUUCUUGUUUGUAGAUACUUAAAUUAUAAACGAGUAAAUGCUUGAAGAUCUAAACAGUAUUCUAAAUUCUGGUGAUGUUACUAACUUGUAUUAGGAAAAAGACAUAGAAGAAAUAGUAGAUGCUUGCAAAAAUGAGUGUAUCAAAAGAAAUCUUCAACCUAAUAAAAUGAAUGUAUUCUCUUAAUAUUUAAGAAGAGUUACAAAUAACAUUCACUUAGUCAUUGCAAUGAGUCCUCUGUCUUCAAUGUUUUCUACUAGAUUAAGAAUGUUCCCCAGUUUAGUUAAUUGUUGUACCCUAGAUUGGUUUACAGAGUGGCCUGAAGAAGCUCUUAUUGGUGUUGGUAAAGGUUAAUUAUAGGACUUUUAAGAAGAGGUUGGUAUAGAAAAUGAAUUAGCUGAUAAAUUGGUUGAGUCUUUCAAAACUAUUCAUAAAAGUGUAGAGAAAAUUUCAGUUAAAUAUUAACUUGAGCUUCGUCGUAUCAAUUAUGUAACUCCUACAAGUUAUCUUGAAUUAUUGACUAUGUUUAAGACAAUCAUGAAAACCAAGCGUGUAGAAUUAAAGAAUUCAAUCACAAGACUAAAAAAUGGUCUUGAUAGAUUGAUUGAUGCCAACAUUUAGGUGAAUGAAAUGCAAAUUUAAUUAACUGAUAUGUAACCAAAAUUAGAGUAAGCAGCUAUAGAUACAGAGUAAAUGAUGAAAACAAUUGAAAUUUAGUAAAAAGAAGCAGAUGAGAAAUAAAAAAUAGUCUCAGAAGAAGAAGCUAUAGCAACAAAGUCUGCUAAUGAAGCUCAAAAACUAAAGGAUGAAGCAGAAAAGUCCGUCGAAGAAGCAAAUAAGAUUUUAGAUGAGACUCUAAUUGAGGUUAGUAAGCUUAAAAAAGAUCACUUGGUAGAAGUUAAAUCACUUCCUAAUCCUCCUUCAGCUUGUAUAACAAUUUUAGGAGGUAUGACUAUCCUUUUACAAGACACUUUAAAGGAAAAGGGAGGUUAGAUCAUUUUAAAAAAUAUAGAAGGAUAGAUAGGUAAAAAGGAAGAAGAUUACUUCAACACAGCUAAAAAAUGGUUACUUGCUGAUCCAAAAGAAUUAUUAGAUCUUCUUUUGAAUUUUAAGAAAGAAAAUAUUAAUCAAGCAUACAUUAAAAAGUUAGAAGAAAAAAUAUUGAGUCAUGAAGAUUGGUCUUUGGAAAAGGCUAAAACAUGCUCUCAUGCUAUUAAAUAUAUUUUCUCAUGGUGCUAAGCUAUGUAUGACUUUAAUAAAGUAUUCAGAGAAACAUAACCUCUCAGAGACAAGUUAGAAAAGUUUGAAAAAAUUGUUUCUGAAAAGAUGGCUGAACUUAAAAUUAAAAAAGACGCCUUAGAAGAAAUUCAAAAUAAAAUAAAAAAAUUAGAAGAAUAAUUUAAUGAAACAGUUGCUAAGAAAGAAAAGCUUACUAAUGACAUAGCUGAAUGCUAGCUUAAGCUUGAUAGGGCUCAGAAACUUACAAGUGGUUUAUCUGACGAAAAGGUACGUUGGUCAAAAGAUAUUGAAAUACUUUAAAAUAAUGAAAUUCUUAUCCCUGGUGAUACAGUAAUCGGUGCAGGUAUGGUUGCUUAUUCAGGGCCUUUUAUCAGUCUUUACAGAUAAAUUUUAGAAAAAACAUGGAUUAAAAAGUUAGAUGAGCUUGAAGUUAAACAUACUGCUGGAAUUACAAUGAGUAAAUUCUUAGGUAAACCAGUUCUUAUAUAACAAUGGAAUCUAGCUGGUUUACCCAAAGAUGAUACUUCUAUAGAAAAUGGUAUCAUUAUAGAAUAAUCCAGGAGAUGGCCUCUUAUGAUUGAUCCCCAAACACAAGCUAAUAAAUACAUAAAAAAUUUAGGAAAUACUGACAUUUGCAAGUCAGGCAUAGAUGUUUUAAAGAUGAGUGAUUCAAAUUUAAUCAAAACUUUAGAAAUGGCACUCAGAGCAGGUAAAUGGGUUUUGGUUGAAAAUGUGGGUAAAGAUUUAGAUCCUUCACUUGAGCCUAUUCUUUUACAAUAGUUUGUUAAGACAAAUAAUGGAUUAGAGCUAACCUUAGGAGAAAAAACUAUCUCUGUCAGCCCUGACUUUAAAUUCUUUAUGACUUCUACAAACCCAAAUCCUCAUUAUUCACCUGAAACAUUUGUUAAAGUUUGUAUCAUCAAUUUUGCCAUUACAAGGUAAGGUAUGGAAGAUUAAAUGUUAGCUAAAGUCGUUGAGCUCGAAAAUCCAUAGCUUGAGCAAAAGAAGACAGAAAUCGUAAAGAGAAAUGCUGAAGAUAAAAAAUCUUUACUUCAAAUUGAAGAUGAAAUUUUAAGAUCUCUUUAAGCAAGUGAUGAUAUUUCAGAAUUAUUGAUGGAUGAAUCCUUGAUUAACACUCUUUAAAAUGCAAAGAAAUUCGCUGCUGAAAUCAACUAAAGAAUGUAAGAUUCUAAGAUUACAGAACAACAAAUCGAUAAGACCAGAGAAGGAUAUAGACCAGUGGCAUUUAGAGCAUCUUUACUUUUCUUCUGUAUAUUAGACUUAAACGUUAUAGACCCUAUGUAUGAAUAUUCUCUCUAAUGGUUCUCUAAACUAUUUGAAAUGGGUAUUGAAAAUGCUCCUGCUUCAAAAGAGCAUGACGUUCGUUUAGAAAACUUAAAUAAAUACUUUACCUACUCUCUAUAUGAAAAUAUUUGUAGAUCUUUAUUUGAGAAGCAUAAAUUAAUUUUCUCUCUUAUGCUUACAGUUCAAAUUAUUCAAGGUGAUAACAAAAUGAAUCUGGAAGAAUGGAGGUAUUUCUUAAGUGGCCCAGGUGGUGAUAUCAAAAUCUAAAACAACCCAACUUCGUGGGUUGAUGAAAACAGUUGGAUUGACAUGUAUAGAUAAAUUUAUGGUAUCAAUUUACUACCAAAUUUUGCAGGGUUUGAAGAAUUCUUUAUGAAAGAUUAUGAUUUAUUCAGACCUAUAUUUGAUUCAUAAAAUCCUCACUUAGAUCCUUUACCUGAACCUUGGAAUUCUAAAUUAAAUGAUUUCUAAAAAAUGAUUAUCCUAAAAGCUAUUAGAUCUGAUAAGAUUAUUCCCGCUGUUGAGAAAUGGAUAGAACAUAAUUAAGGAAGAGAGUUUAUCAUUCCUCCAAUCUUCGAUAUCAGCAAAUGCUUUAAAGAUUCAAUGACUACAACACCUUUAAUUUUUGUAUUGUCUGCUGGUUCUGACCCAGUUGCAGACUUUUAGCGUUUUUCAGCUGAAUAAGAAAUGGAAAACAGAAUUUAUACAAUUUCCCUUGGUUAGGGCUAAGGACCAAAGGCUGAGAAAAUGAUUAAAGAAGCUACUCAAAGGGGAGGUUGGGUACUUUUACAAAACUGCCAUUUAGCUAUAUCUUGGAUGCCAGACUUAGAACGUAUUGUAGAAGAUUUUAAUGAAAAUCUCCAUAAGGAUUUCCGUCUUUGGUUAACAUCAAUGCCCACAAAAGAUUUCCCAAUUUCUGUACUCUAAAAUGGUGUAAAGAUGACUCUUGAACCACCUUAAGGUUUAAGAGCAAACUUAAAGAGAAGCUAUGCAGGUAUGACUGAUGACUCUCUUAAUGAUUGUAAAAAACCUAAUGAGUAUAAAAAGCUACUAUUUGGUUUCUGCUUCUUCCAUGCUAUUAUCUAAGAUAGAAGAAAAUUCGGUCCUAUAGGUUGGAAUAUACCAUACGAAUUUACAAUGGAAGAUUUAACUGUGUGCCAAAGAUAAUUGAAGAUGCUUUUAGAUGAAUACGAAGAAAUUCCUUACAAGGUAUUAAAUUAUCUUGGUGCUGAAAUUAACUAUGGUGGUAGAGUUACGGAUGAUAAAGAUGUGUUAUUAAUUAAGUCCAUCUUAAAGCUUUACAUAAAUCCAAAUAUAUUAGAGGAUAAGUAUCAAUUUUCUAAGAGUGGUAUUUAUUACUCUCCAGAAGCUGGUGAACAUUCUGAUUAUAUGAAUUAUAUUGAUUAACUUCCUCUCAAUCCCUCUCCAGAAGUUUUCGGUCUACAUGAUAAUGCUGAAAUUACAAACUCAUAAAACUUAACAAGAAUCUUACUUGAAACUAUUUUGUCUGUGCAACCAAGAACAAGCUCAGGCAAAGGAUAGUCAAGAGAAGAAAAGAUUGAAGAAAUUGCUAACUUUGUAUAAUCUAGAACACCCUAAGAAUUUAACUUCGAAGCUAUUUUCUAAUAAUACCCAACUGAUUACAAUGAGUCUAUGAAUACUGUGUUAGUUUAGGAAAUUGUUAGAUAUAAUAGAUUGCUAGCUAUUAUGAAAACCUCUCUUAUCAAUGUUAAAAAGGCUUUAAAGGGUUUAGUUGUUAUGUCAGAAGAAUUAGAAAAGCUUGCUAACUCAUUAUAUGAUAAUUAAGUUCCAAAACUUUGGGCUGAAAAAGGUUUCCUUUCAUUGAAACCUCUCUCUUCAUGGACAUAAGACUUAAAUGAAAGAAUUACCUUUUUGUAGAAUUGGAUUGAUCAUGGCACACCUAAAGUAUUCUGGAUUUCAGGUUUCUUCUUCCCUCAAGCAUUCAUUACUGGUAUGCUCUAAAAUUAUGCAAGAAAGAACAUUAUUGCCAUUGAUAAAAUAUCAUUUAAAUUUGAUAUAAUUGAUAAUAAAACACACAAUGACAUCAAAGAAAAACCUGAAACUGGUUGUUAUAUUUAUGGUAUGUUUAUUGAAGGAGCUAGAUGGGAUCAUCACAGUCAUUUACUAUAAGACUCCAAUCCUAAAGAGCUAUUCUCUAAUCUUCCUCUCAUUCAUUUAGUACCAGUAGUUAAUAGAGUAGUGCAAAAAACUGGAUUUUAUAACUGUCCUCUCUAUAAAGUUGUUUCAAGAGCUGGUACUCUUAGUACUACUGGGCAUUCAACAAACUUUGUAAUGUUCUUAGAACUCCCCUCUGAUAGAGAUGAAAGUAUGUGGAUAGUUGCUGGUGUUGCAGCUUUCCUGGCAUUAAGAUAUUGA
Tetrahymena thermophila SB210 is the source of this 11736-nucleotide messenger RNA. RefSeq names its product dynein heavy chain 1, axonemal protein. The record is from RefSeq and is a predicted model, not a curated record. Gene Ontology annotation, molecular function: ATP binding; minus-end-directed microtubule motor activity; dynein intermediate chain binding. The transcript has 38 exons. Gene Ontology annotation, biological process: microtubule-based movement. NCBI's taxonomy places the organism in Eukaryota, Ciliophora, Oligohymenophorea, Hymenostomatida, Tetrahymenidae. Gene Ontology annotation, cellular component: dynein complex.